AUGGUUUACUAUUGUUAUAGACAAUUGACAAUUACUUCAAUUCGAGCGUCCCCGUCUCUAGUAAUUAAGCUAACCCCACGGCGUCACGCUAAGGGGCCAACUGGCUACUGGCAAGUGCAUAAUCUGGCUUCCGCUGAUCUAGAUAUUUGGUAG
Messenger RNA from Aspergillus niger, 153 nucleotides. RefSeq lists its product as hypothetical. The record is from RefSeq and is a predicted model, not a curated record. NCBI's taxonomy places the organism in Eukaryota, Fungi, Ascomycota, Eurotiomycetes, Eurotiales, Aspergillaceae. The transcript is spliced from 3 exons. The coding region runs from base 1 to 153 and encodes 50 amino acids.